UCGCGUCAUGGGGGGUGACGCGUAUCUGCCACCGGAGUCACUAGAGCGCGACGGGACAAGGACAUCCCGUCCGGCUAAACCGUCCCGCUGGGCCAAUUGUGUGUCACUUCAUCGGUCUCUUGAUUUGAUUCGAUACGCGUUGGACGUGGGUGUGGUUUUGACUGACAAGCCAAAUGCGCCAAUCCGCUUCGAGAAGGCGGUUGAAUGUAUUCUGUGCGGAUACGUGGGUAUCGAAGUUCUUUUCGAAAUGAGUUUCCACUACGGCCAGGGUUAUCCAGGAGGACAAGCUGGAGGGGCUAACUUCCCCCGUCAACACCCACCCCCUGGUGCUCCGUACGGGAGUAGUGCUCCACCUGGUGGCCCCUCUCCCCACGGAUCUCCGUACGGGGGUAGUGCUCCACCAGGACAGUAUGGAGGCUCUGGCCCAUCGGGCUACGCCCCGUACGGGGGAGCGACCGCCCCUCCAGGGAGUCAAAAUGCUGGAGGGGCUGCACCAGGAGGGCCCUACGGGGGCUAUGGGGCCCCAGGACAGGGGAGGCAGGCUGGGGGAGCACCAGGGGCCCCAUACGGAGGGGGACAGACCCCUGGAGGGCCCUAUGUUGGGGGGUAUGGAGGACAGCCACAGGGCGGGCCCUAUGGACAGCAGUCUCCAGCAGGUAACAUACCACCAGGGGUGAACCCAGAAGCAUACCAGUGGUUCCAGACAGUGGACACCGAUCAUAGCGGCUCCAUCACUCUAAAGGAACUGAAACAGGCUCUGGUAAACUCCAACUGGUCAGCCUUUAACGACGAGACCUGCCUUAUGAUGAUCAACAUGUUUGACAAGACCAAGUCUGGCCGCAUCGACCUGUUUGGGUUCUCAGCCCUGUGGGUCUUCAUGCAACAGUGGAGACAGCUGUUCCAACAGUACGACCGCGACCGCUCCGGCUGCAUCAGUGGCACUGAGCUACACCAAGCCUUGUCCCAGAUGGGAUAUAACCUGAGUCCCCAGUUCACUGAGACGAUAGCGGCUAAGUACGCUGUGAGCUCUGGGCGUCCUGGUUCCCUGCAGCUAGACUCUUUCAUCCAGGUGUGUACACAGCUACAGAGCAUGACGCAGGCCUUCAGGGAGAAGGACUCCGCCAUGACAGGAAACAUACGCAUGAGCUACGAAGACUUCCUCUCCACCACCGUCAACAGGCUGAUGUGAGAGGGACAAAUGGUAUUGUUCCACCUCCCAGUGGUGGCUGGUGACACUUUACAUAGGGUGGGAACAGGCUUUUAUAGUAUCAUCUUUUUUUGAUUUACUCCAUUCCAGUUGUUAUUUUGAGCUGUCCUCCCUUCACCAGCCUCCGGUGCCAGCCACCAAUAAUAGGCAAAUAAGCCAACACCCUGAAAUCAAGAUGGAGGACAAAUGAGUCAAACUGAGGAUGAGGAAAUGGAGGAGACACAAUUAAUCACUCUCUUCGUCUCUGUGUGUGUGUGUGUGUGUGUGUGUGUGUGUGUAUCACACACAAGGGUAUGGAGUCUAUAUAUAUAUAUAUAUGCCUACUGCCAACCUGCUCACAAGCAUCCUUAAUAUGUCAACUCCAGGACUUGAUUUGCAUGAUGGAACUUGAUGUGCCAUUUUAACCUCAUGUGUAGUGUCUAUCUCAUAGGGCCAGUUUCCUGAACCAAGAUUAAGCCUCAUCCUGGACUACAAAGCAUUUUCAGUACAGAUUCCCAAUUGCCAAUGCUUUUUUAGUCCAGGGCGAAGUCUUAAUCUUGGUCUAGGAAACCAGCUCAAAGUAUAGCCGGGUAUCAGUUAACAUUGCAUGUAUGACAUAUAGUUACAUUUACAUUUAACAUUCUGGGUACGUCUAUAAGAGUGAUUACAGCUGUGAGUCAUUCUGGGUACGUCUAUAAGAGCGAUUACAUUUACAUUUAAGUCAUUUAGCAGACGCUCUUAUCCAGAGCGACUUACAAAUUGGUGCGUUCACCUUAAGACAUCCAGUGGAACAGCCACUUUACAAUAGUGCAUCUAAAUCUUUUAAGGGGGGGGGAGAGAAGGAUUACUUUAUCCUAUCCUAGGUAUUCCUGAAAGAGGUGGGGUUUCAGGUGUCUCCGGAAGGUGGUGAUUGACUCGGUACACUUGAAUAAUGCGCCAGAGCCAAUUUGAAUAAUUUUGACAACAUGGCUUUACUCCAAACCACUACCGUAUCUGCUGGUAGCUGUGAUGGUUAUGACUGUUGAUGAUCACCGUUGUACAGUUAUAUUUCAGCCAUUGGAUAGUUCAGGACCAAUCUGUCUUUUAUUUAAUCAAAUGGAUUGUUUACUGCCAUAACUUGAAAUGAUAUUCUAUUAAAGUUUUCAAAACUUGA
Messenger RNA from Oncorhynchus nerka (sockeye salmon), 2339 nucleotides. It is a transcript of the gene pef1, whose product is annotated as penta-EF-hand domain containing 1. Bases 8 to 1189 code for a protein of 393 amino acids. Gene Ontology annotation, molecular function: calcium ion binding. Gene Ontology annotation, biological process: COPII vesicle coat assembly. Lineage: Eukaryota; Metazoa; Chordata; Actinopteri; Salmoniformes; Salmonidae. The record is from RefSeq and is a predicted model, not a curated record. The transcript is spliced from 6 exons.